AUUAGAUAACACGAAUACGAUGUCUAAGGGAAUCGAGAUCACGACAUCUGAACGCCGACACAUGGACUUGAACAAUUAUCACUAAACUAUUACUACAUAUAUAAUAGAGAGACCCACCCACACACACACACCCCCUCUUAAAUUGCUUCACCUGCCCAACUAAUUACCUUCACCUUCUCCUUCUUUCCUUUUUCUUCUAAUAUUUUUGCCCUUAAAUACACCCUACACUCCAAUUCUAACCUUUGCCAUUUACCACUGAUCAUUUCCCCCCACAUUUAUAAAUACAAACCCCAUCUCAACUCCAUUUUCAUAUCUUCAUUACUAGUAUAAGCUAAGCUAUAUAUAUAUAUACCCCUACUAGUGAAUCUCGCAUGAACUAAAAGAUCAUAUAUAUAUUAUUUCUCAAUAUGGUUGAUCUUGGUCGUCCAUUGUUGUUGGGAGUGAUAGUUUUGUUUUGUGUGUUUUCUAGUUCUUUUAGUAGUAGUGAAGCUGAUUUUUUAGAGCCCGAAUGCUUAAAAGUGUCUAAUUACGAGUUCACUAGCUCAGUCAAGACCAUCGUUGAUGUCAUACAACAACUCACUUCUAUUUUCUCUCAGUUUGGAAAUACCUUUGGCGAUUCUCGCGUUUCCAAUGCCGUUUCUGAUUGCCUAGAUUUACUUGACGCCUCUGCUGAGCAACUCAGUUGGACAGUCUCUGCUACUCAAAAUCCUAAAGGCAAACAUAAUAGCACGGGGAAUCUAAGUUCUGAUCUAAGAACAUGGUUGAGUGCGGCUCUUAUUAAUCAGGACACUUGCAGUGAUGGGUUUGAAGGCACAAACAGCAUAGUGAAAGGACUAGUCACUGGUGGGCUUAACCAAAUCACUUCUUUGGUCCAAGAUCUUCUGACCCAAGUCAACCCAAUGUUUGAUUCCAAGCCCAAAAAGGCUAACAAGGCCCAUUUCCCAGCAUGGAUGAAGCCCAGAGACAGGAAGCUUGUACAAGCAAAUGGGGUGGAAGCGGACGCCGUGGUCGCCGCCGACGGCACCGGAAACUUCACGAAGAUCAUGGAUGCUGUUCUAGCGGCGCCGGAGUAUAGCAUGCAACGUUACGUGAUAUAUAUUAAGAAAGGAACUUAUCAUGAGAAUGUUGAGAUUAAGAAGAAGAGAUGGAACAUUAUGAUGAUCGGAGAUGGGAUCGAUGCCACCAUUAUUUCCGGUAACCGGAGUUUCAUUGAUGGUUGGACCACAUUUCGUUCGGCUACUUUUGCGGUAAGUGGUAGAGGAUUCAUAGCAAGAGACAUAACAUUUGAGAACACGGCCGGGCCAGAGAAGCACCAAGCCGUGGCUCUGCGCUCGGACUCUGACCUCUCAGUCUUCUACCGGUGCCGCUUCAGGGGCUACCAAGACACCCUCUACACCCACACCAUGCGCCAAUUCUUCAGGGAAUGCCACAUCAGUGGCACUGUUGACUUUAUCUUUGGUGACGCAGCAGCCGUGUUCCAAAAUUGCCAGAUAUUGGCCAAAAGGGGCCUCCCAAACCAAAAAAAUACCAUCACGGCCCAAGGUAGAAAGGACCCAAAUGAGCCCACGGGCUUCUCAAUCCAGUUUAGUAAUAUAAGUGCUGAUUCUGACCUUGUGGGCUUUGAAAACUCCACGUACACAUAUUUGGGUAGGCCUUGGAAGCUAUUCUCGAGAACAGUGAUUUUACAGAGCUACAUUAGUGAUGCUGUGAAGCCCCAAGGUUGGCUCGAGUGGAACGGAGAUUUCGCUUUGGACACCUUGUUCUAUGGUGAGUUUAUGAACUUUGGGCCGGGUGCGGGCCUGGGUAGUCGGGUCAAGUGGCCCGGUUACCGUACCUUUAAUGAUUCGAAUCAGGUUCAUAAUUAUACCGUUGCGCAGUUCAUUGAAGGGAACCUUUGGUUGCCUUCUACAGGUGUCAAAUAUAGUGCAGGAUUGCAAUCUUAAAAUCAUUACAUAAUAAUUAUAUUGAUGGUCGAUUUUUCUGGGUUCUGUUUUGAGAUUUAGUUUAUGGAUGUUACUUUUUCCUCUUAUAUAAAUAGAAUUAUAAGCCACUAGGAAUGAUAGUAAGUUUAUGUGAUGUUACAAAAUGAAAAUGAUGUAUACAAUUUGUUUGUCUUCCACUAAUUUUCGGAAAAGUCCCAAUUAAUAUAUUAUUAAUAAUAAUAAUUCUUGGUA
Cannabis sativa is the source of this 2174-nucleotide messenger RNA. RefSeq names its product pectinesterase/pectinesterase inhibitor PPE8B. The transcript is spliced from 3 exons. NCBI's taxonomy places the organism in Eukaryota, Viridiplantae, Streptophyta, Magnoliopsida, Rosales, Cannabaceae. Gene Ontology annotation, biological process: cell wall modification. Bases 408 to 1943 code for a protein of 511 amino acids. The record is from RefSeq and is a predicted model, not a curated record. Gene Ontology annotation, molecular function: pectinesterase inhibitor activity; pectinesterase activity.